This is a messenger RNA of Linum trigynum, 7035 nucleotides long. The record is from the annotation of a GenBank genome assembly. NCBI's taxonomy places the organism in Eukaryota, Viridiplantae, Streptophyta, Magnoliopsida, Malpighiales, Linaceae.
CCCUAAUGUAGCAAUGCAUUAUAGUUACUUUUUAUUAUCAUUUCAUUUCCAAAUAAUAAGAUUAAAAUUUUCUAGCUUACCAAGUAGACACUCCAAGUCUCCAAUUGACCACUUUUCAAUUCAUUAUUAUACCGGCUAAUUAGCAUAAAUGGUAACAAACCUUUGCACUUAGUACAAAAUGGUCACAAACCUUUAAUUUGUAACAAUACGGUAACAAAACUUUGAAAUUGUAUAAAAUGGUCACCACUAUUUAAUUUAUGACCGUUUUGUUUUAAGUGCAAAGGUUUGUUACCGAAUCGUUACAAAUUAAAUGUUGUCAUGUUUUGAGGUCGGGUAGUUUGUUCGUUAAGUAUAUGCGACUAACCACUUGAACGACAUAUAAGAUGUUUGGUCAUGUGUUCAUCGACAUAUUUGCUUUGCCAAAUAAGAAUGCCCUCAGUUGACUUUUCAAUUUCGAUACCAAGAAAGUAAGAAAGUAGACAUAGUUUUUUCAACUAAAAAGCAGUCUGGAAACCGUUUGUGAGCCAUUGAAUUCUUUCAUUGUCAUCCUAAACAACAGAAUAUCAUUCACAUACAUUAACAAAACCACCAUACAACUAGAGUGAAUUGUAAUGGUGAUUGAGCGUUCAAACUUUUGAACUUAAUUUGUACAAAACGGUCACCAAAAGUCUAAUUUGCAACGACACGGUAACAAAAGUUUGAACUGGUAUGAAAUGGUCACAUGUGACCGUUUUGUUCCAAGUGAAAAAGUUUUGUUAUCAAAUGGUUACAAAUUAAAGGUUUGUGACUGUUUUGUACUAAGUGCAAAGGUUUGUGACCAUUUAUGCUAAUUACCCUUAUUAUAAUUAUACCAAAUCCUAGUCAGUAGUCACGUCUCACGAGAUACAUGUUGGACAAAAGAAUAAUUAGGAGGGUGUAAAUCGAAAAAAGCAAAGUAGAGGUACCAAACCGAGAUAUUAGGGGAGGAAUCAGGAAUAUGUCCUGGAAAUCUCAAAUCAGAAAUGUUCUUGUCCGUAAGACAAUUGUCUACUUGUCUAAAACGUCUGGUAGUUGGUUUUGAAACUUUGGACGAAGACGCCAGACAGCGGCAAUUUAGAGAGGGAAAACCCAACCCAAUCAAGAAAGUAACCCCACCAUCUCCCAGGAAGAGUUUUUGGAAUCCAAAACCCCGCUCCUCGACCGCUCUUCUCUACUUCUUCGCCACACCGCCACCUUCCAUUUUCUCCUUAUCGCCGUCGUCUACUCAAUUUUGAAUUUGAAUUCGAGCUUUACGCCUCCUUUCGUUCCCCGGUGAUUCUCUAGGGUUCGGGAAGAACCCCCUGCAUUUUCCUGAUUCGAGGUCAGUCAUGGCUUCCCGCUUUGAUUAAUCGAUUGAUUCAUCUGAACCCGCCGUUCUUUCAUUGUUUCUUGUUUUCUUAGCUGGGUUAUUGUUUUCCUGUUGAGAACUUGAGUUGUCAUGAUUUAUCGAGGUGGAUUGUGAUUUGUGACGACUGCUUUGAGAUUUGGUUUUUUGUUUUUGGACGAACUCGAAGCAGAGCUUCUUCAAUUUUCUUUUCUUUUACUGAUUUUGCUUCAUUGCAGUGUUGACUUUUGGGCGCUGUCGAUUGCUGUCUUUCAUGUGAUUUGGGUUUGGGAAGAUAAUGUUGUCGAGAGUGGAGCAUGGGAAAAAGACUAGGGAGGAAGCAGGGGAGGAGAAUCUGUUGAAUGAUUUGCAAACUAUAAGUAAAGCUCUGUACCUUGACAAGCAUAAACCAUCGAGGACGUUACUACCCACGGCAAGUAGCCUAGCAAAAGCAGCUGGGAAGCCGCCUGCGGUCGAUCCCAGAACGAAGCUCAAGCCUGGGGCUGGGGCUGCGGUGGCUAAUGAAGACUUGUCGCGCAAGGACAAGAAGUCCAUAUGGAACUGGAAGGCGUCGUUGAAGGCGCUUUCUGGGGUUAAGAACCGGAAGUUCAAUUGCUGUUUCUCCCUACAAGUCCAUUCGAUUGAAGGGUUUCCUUCGAGUUUUGAUGGGGUGAGCUUGUGUGUGAACUGGAAGAGGCGGGAUGGGGAGCUGGUGACGAGUCCUGUGAAGGUGUUUGAAGGUGUUGCGGAUUUUGAACAGAAGUUAACGCACACUUGUCUGGUUUACGGGAGUCGUAGUGGUCCACACCACUCGGCAAAGUAUGAGGCGAAGCAUUUCUUGCUGUUUGCAUCCGUGUUUGGUAUGCCCGAGGUUGAUUUGGGGAAGCACAGGGUUGAUCUUACGAGGUUACUUCCUCUCACGUUGGAGGAGUUGGAUGAAGAGAAAAGCUCUGGAAAGUGGACUACAAGUUAUAAGUUGUCAGGAGAGGCUAAGGGUGCAGUGAUGAAUGUGAGUUUUGGUUAUACAGUUGUUGGAGAGAGCUUGACUGGAAAUGGUCUGAACGCUCCUGAGUCAGCAAGUACGAAAAGGAAUAAUCUGGCAACAGCAAAAACAAUGCCCAAAAUGGGCCAAGCUGAAGGGAGGGUUGCCUUGCGUCGUCAUGAGAGUCUUACCACCACUUCUAACUCGCAGCUUGCUGCCAAAUCUCGGUCUCCAGCAAAGGUAAAAGAUCUUCGUGAAUUUAUAACUCACAAAAAACUUGAAGUUGAAGCAGCAGGAAACAUGAUGAAUGAGAGGUCUGAAGAGGAAAAGUUGGAUGCUUCCGCCAGAGAAAACAUACCUGAUAACCUGAAGUUUCCUUCUGUAUCCGAAUCUAGCGAACCAAAUGCUGAAAGUGAAAAUGACAAUAGUGAAGUUUCUCUCAAUGAAGACAGGAAGGAGUUGCCGAAUGAGAACAAGACAACUGAGGACCUUACGUUGAAGGAUGAUGGCUUCCCUACUGCAGAAACUGGAUCUGAUACCAAUCUUCAGGUAGUGCCUGAAGAGAGUAUUGAUCUUCAUGAUGAGGGCACAGGAAAGAAUGAUCAUAAUAAAGAUGAACCUUUGACCCGUGAUUCGGAAUCUGAUGACGAUCUAUGCUCAAAAGAGUCUGUUAUGAAAGAACUAGAAUCCAUGUUAAAUAGUGUUUCAAAAUUGGAAACUGAAGCACUUGACUCUUCUGAUGAAAAGGAGAACUAUAGAGAAUCCGAAACAGACUAUCAAGCAGACAGGAAUGAAAAUUCAGUUAACCCAGAUGAUGCAGAAGAUAUUGCGAAUGAGUUUUUAGACAUGUUGGGAAUUGAGCAAAGUCCAUUUGGGUUGAGCACUGAGAGUGAACCUGAGUCCCCAAGGGAGCUAUUGUUAAGGCAGUUUGAGAACGAUGCCUUGGCUGGUGGGUUUUCUUUGUUUGACUAUAAUGCAGAGGAUUGGGAUCAGAUGGAGAGUAGCUAUGAUGGAUUGAUGGAGCAAGGACAGUCUACAGCUGGGUUUGAUCUGUCAUCAUUUAUCGAUGAUGCAGAAGGAGAAAAUGACACGGGAACUCACCCUAUGGAUAGCAAGAUUAGGGCCAAGAUCUUAGAGGAUGUUGAGACAGAGGCUUUAAUGCAUGAAUGGGGCUUGAAUGACAAGACAUUUCAGUGUUCUCCACCUAAGAAUUGUGGUGGUGCCUUUGGGGCUCAAAUUGAUCCAUCUCCAGAAGACCCACUUGAAUUACCUGCUCUUGCUGAAGGUUUAGGCCCAUUUCUCCAAACAAAGAAUGGUGGAUUUGUACGUUCUAUGAAUCCUUCACUUUUCGAGAGUGCCAAAGCUGGCGGGAGCUUGAUCAUGCAGGUUUCUAGCCCUGUUGUGGUGCCUGCAGAGAUGGGCUCUGAUGUUGCGGACAUACUCCAGCAACUGGCUUCGGCUGGAAUUGAAAAGCUGUCUAUGCAGGCAAAUAAGUUAAUGCCUUUGGAGGAUAUCACUGGGAAAACAAUGCGGCAAGUUGCUUGGGAAGCUGCAGGUGCUUUAGAGGGACCUGAAAGGCAGAAUACAUUCCCGCAGAAGAAGUAUGAUACAGGGCGUGAGUGGUCUUCACAUGGGCAAGAGAACGUUGCGGGGAGGAAAAGUGCUCAACGUAGAGCCGCUAGUACUAAGUCCAAUUCUGGCUCAAAAGGAAAUGACUCCGGCUUAGAGUAUGUAUCUCUUGAAGACCUUGCACCUUUAGCUAUGGAUAAGAUUGAAGCACUCUCAAUGGAGGGAUUGAGAAUACAGUCUGGUGUUUCGGCCGAGGAGGCACCCUCGAACAUCUCUGCACACUCCAUAGGAGAGAUCUCAACUCUCCAGGGCAAGGCUGGUAUUAAUGCUUCUGGGUCCCUUGGUCUGGAGGGAGCUGCUGGUUUGCAAUUGAUGGAGGUAAAAGAAAAUGAUGAUGGUGAUGUUGACGGGUUAAUGGGUCUUUCCUUAACUCUUGACGAAUGGAUGCGCCUGGACUCCGGUGACAUUGGCGAUGAAGAAGAUCAAAUAAGCGAACGGACUUCCAAGAUACUCGCGGCACACCAUGCCAACUCAUUAAACACGCUGCGUGGUAGGUCCAAGGGAGACAACAGAAAGCGUGGCAAAAAGUGUGGUUUGCUUGGGAACAACUUUACUGUAGCGUUAAUGGUUCAACUUCGUGAUCCUCUAAGAGACUUUGAGCCUGUAGGGACGCCGAUGCUUGCUCUUAUUCAAGUAGAGCGGGUUUUCAUCCCACCAAAGCCGAAAAUUUACUGCAAGGUGGCCGAGCUAAGGAAUAAUAGCAAUGACGAGGAUGAGUCUGAGGAUGAGUCGAUUACAUCGAAUGCCGCAAAUAAGGAUAAAUCAGGUGGUGAAGUGGAAGGAAUACCCAAGUUCCAAAUCUCUGAAGUACACGUCGCGGGUCUGAAGACCGAGCCCGAGCCUGACAAGAAGAAGCCCUGGGGUACAGCUUCGCAGCAACAGGCCGGUUCUCGUUGGCUGCUCGCUAAUGGAAUGGGCAAGGGCGGUAAAAAUUCGUUUAUGAAGUCGAAAGCUGCAAGCUCGGGUGAUAGUCUGUGGAGCGUAUCGUCUAAGGGGGACAAAUUGAAACAACUGGGAGCAGCAAACCAGCAUAAGAGGAACCCGAAUCUAGUCUUGCCUAGUAAAAAACAAUCGAGCUGGUUCAAGUAAGUAGCAGUAGAUCCUCCUGGUGAUCUGCAGCCAUCGCAGGUGGUGCAUUGCACAGAGAGAAGCUGCAGAGUCCUUUCUACCAGGAAGUGUUUUUUGUUUUUUGGCUCAACAGAUCUCAUGUAGAAAAGGCUUGUGAUCAAAUGAUCAGAUCAGCUUUCGUUCCUAGGCUAGUAUGUAGGAAUGUGCACAGAUGGGUUUACUGGUUUUUGGGUGUCUUCCUCCUGUGAAUUCACAGAUUUUGUAGGCUAUGUUAUACAGAGUGCUAUUGCAUUUUUCCUUUUUCUGGGUACAAAUUAUUCCCUUGUUUUCUUCAUCCUUACGAACAUCCACCUGUUGCCUUUAAUUUUGCCACUUCACGCAUAAGAAUACAUUAAUCUUAAAAAAAGUUAGUGGUAGUAGAGUAUAGAUGUUGUAUCAGAAAAGGCAAUGAUAAGUAUUUUGUGUCGAAAUUGUAGGGUUCGUUUGGAAGUUGCGAUUGUUAAAUAGAUGUAUUGUUGAGAAUGCAUGUAUAAUAUUAUAAAUUUAGGGGUUGUUUGGAAGUUGCGAUUGUUAAAUAGAUGUAUUGUUGAGAAUGCAUGUAUAAUAUUGUACAUGUAUUGUCGAAUUUGAUGUAUUGUAGAAUACAACGUUUGGUAUGUGUGAUUGUGUAUGUUGCAUCAGCUAAAAGCUGAGACAAAACAAUCUCAACUCAACUAUCUCAACAAUCACAACUAAAAGUUGAGAUAUAACAAUCACUCAAAAUGAGUGAUAGUUUCUGUCAUAUCACAGAAACAAUUCAUGUAUUGUUUCUGCUAAAACAUUGAACGAACCCGUAGUCUAUCAAAUUUUUAUAGACGAAUUUUUUGAUCAAUACGGUGGAAAUAAAGGGAACCAAGUUGGGCCUAAGAUAACGGUAAGAUAUUUGCAACUAAUAUGGAAGGUUCCAGAGUGCUGAGGAUAUUCUAAGUGGAGUGGCGAAUCUACUCUUAGCAACAGCAAAUUAUAGGGUUUCGGGACUUGAGAUAAGUUGGGUCCACAUACUUCCUCCUCCGGCUUUGGUUCUGCUGCCACGAAUGAGAAUUUCGAUUUCUCUCCAUUACCAUUCGUCAUGCCUGAUUUAGUAUGAAUUUCUGUAAUUAAUGUGCAGCAAGAUAUGCGUUGAAACUUGAAAUCGUGAUAUUAAUGUGCUUGUGAUUAUGGUUUAACAAUUUGAAUUUUGAUAGACAAAUUUUCUUGAUCAUACACACGAUACGAUAAGAUUUUGCUAAUACUAACUAAAGUCUGAGGCCAGUGGCCACUAUUAAUUCUAUCAUGAGCUCUCCGACACUCUGAACCAACAAAUUCUAGUUAUGCUAAAAGUGUUAAAGUGACCUAAAAUACCAUUAAACUUUGCAGCUUUUGUUCAUCCAUUCAACUUUAAGUAAAAAAAAGUUUGUUAUGAAAAUCAAACCGGACCAACUUAUGGACUAGUAGAACAAUCAAAUCAGUUAUGAUAGUGAUUUGGUAUCUUUGUCUCGACGGUUAAGUACAAACCGAAUAAUCUUUAACCGUUGAACAUGAAAUCAUAUGAACCAACCUGUUUUGACUGGUCCACUACUUUAGUCAUACAAAAGUUUAAGAAAAAUUACCAAAGCUAAGAUCAUCCAAUCUUAACUACUAAUUUAUUUCUGCUCACUCUUAUUUUUUUUUUCUAGUCUCCUUGUCGACUUUAUGCUAACUGGCCCCUAAUUAAUAACUUGAUUUUUUUAUAAAAAAUUCAUAUUUGAAUUCUUUUGUGAACCAGUUUGAAUGUUUUGUUUGAACUUGAGAUGAAGAAAGACAUUGAUUUGAACUUUUUUUAAUGGCAAUUGGCAAGUGAUAAAUUAAGUUCUAAGUUAAUGUAUUAUACAUGUCUUAUAUGUUAUAGAUUAUAAACGUUUCUAUAAUAAUUAAUCACUGAACCACAAACCACUAGCUUUUCCGGUUCACCAUCUGAUCCAAUUAAAAAACCGUGGACUAAAAAUUAUUAAAAUGU